Molecule: messenger RNA, 27842 nt
Organism: Pelobates cultripes (western spadefoot toad)
Lineage: Eukaryota; Metazoa; Chordata; Amphibia; Anura; Pelobatidae
Source: the annotation of a GenBank genome assembly
AUGGGACAAGACUACUGCAAAAAGAGCAACGGUAUAACGAAUAAUGUCUGGAACGAGAUUAAGAGUCAAAUUCAAAGUCAUACGCCAGAGGGACUGGAGUUGGAUGAGAUUCACAUGCUGCAGCAGAAGAGGUAAGUGCUGUAUUGUGCAUGUGGGUCUACAUCAGGGCGAAUGGAUUAAAUCAAGAUUAGGUACAUGUUUUGACCUGGCAGGAUAUGCAUUCACACAACCUAUGCUUUGUAACACAUGGGUGUAAGAGUAAACAAAUCUCUGUUAAACUACUUUUCUAUAUAUGUGUGUGUGUGUGUGUCUACGUUCAUAAAAACAUGAAUCUGCCUUGGGGUGGACCAAUUUUGCCACGGAAUGAACGUUUAUAUCUUUUGUUAGGUGUAUAUUUAAGGGUUUAGGUACCCAUCCAUCUUGCUAUUAUUACAAAAAUAACCAUUUAUAUGAAAGGAAAAGCAACAUAUUGCUGGUAUGACGUGGAACAAGAGAUGGAAAGUAUGAACAAACAUUUAUAGAUGUUAAGAAAUGCAGUAAGAUGAUACAAUUCAGUAAUGAGAGAUGGAACAUCAUAGAACGGUAGUAGAUAUGUGAAGAGUCUCUCAGAGUGGACCUUCAACAAAGAUCUAGCGGCAAAGAUAAAGAAACCACCUGGAGUGAAUAGCAAUAAAAAGAUAAUUUUUUUACUUGAAAAUAAAUGUGUUUGUGAUUUUUAGAAACAAAAUAUCUCUAUUUUGAAUAUUAAAUGUCUCUAUUGAUGAUUCGAUCCCCGUUUAUUAACACUGCCUCUUACAGGACAGCCAUGAUUGCUGUACUUACAGUAAAUUCAGAGAUUGUAGCCACCCUUAGUGUCACUGUAGCCUUCAUAGUCUGGGGUUUAUAGUGUUACAUUGAGGGUGCAGGACAGGUGAUGACAUUUUACACGGUUAUUCACUUGUUUUCGAUUCUGCAAACAUUGUCUAAAAUUUUUAAUUCACUUUGAGCAAAAGUUGGAUGCAUUUCUAAAACUCUUUAAAUAACCAUGUUUUCAACAUGAAGACUCUAGACCUGACGCUGUUUGUUCCACGCCACCAAGCGUGGGUUUAUAUAAAGUCUUAUAUAAAAUAAAUCUACUGCGAUUUAGGUAUAAAUGUAUUUUUCUUUAACACGCCCAAUCUCAACGCAUUUCACAUAUUUGCUAUUAAUUUAAUUUAUUAAUAGUUUUACUUAACUGAAGAUCUCUAUGAACUUUGCUAAAGUGUAAAUAAUUGAAAUGGAUAGCUAAUGGCAUAAGUAUUUUUUGAACUUACUCCCACAGGGAAUUCUUCAAACACUGGUUGCCAUAUUUUGAGGUACGUUCCAAACUAGGACAUAUCAGAACCUCUAUGACAAGACCCCACUCAUUGAGCUUUAUCACACAGCAUAUGAAUUGGGGGGGUCUCAUUUAUUAAAUUACAUAAUAAAAAAAAAAAAAAGUAAUCAUCUGCUGAGCAGUAGUUGACAUUUCAAGUGUUUUAGCAGUUCUGUCAUUCUGGCAUAUGAACAGCAUGAAACAGUGCCGAAAAUGGGGAUAAUAUUUAUUUAUUAAGCACCAACAUAGUCUGUUGAGUUGUACUGAUGAUGAGUGUAAAGUGCAAAUACUUGUAAGAGAACAAGAAAAGGUAUUUUUGAGAUCUGCUUAGUGAUCUUAUAGUCUAAUACUAACUGGGUACACCUGCCUCAAAAUUAAAGAUAAAUGUUUUGUAUUCUAAGUGAAUUCUAGGUGUACUAAAAUAAUAAAGGCUAUCAAUGUUUUAUUGCAUAUUUAAAGAAAAAGGAGAAACUGGGUUAGAGAAGACAAGAGGUGAGACUGGGAGUGAUGGUCACUGCUUACUGUAUAAGCCUUCAGAAAAAAAAAGUAGGUUUUUAAGAAUCUUAAAGUAAAAGUAAAGGACCAGAGACUGAGGAAAAGUCUAAUUGUUCAGCUCGAGUAAUUUCUUGUUAAGAGGGCUUAGACAAGUACUAUAACUCAUACAAAAAACAGUAUCAAGUAGUGAACAAAAAAGUAGAUUCUCGAGAAGAAAAGAACACUCCUGUUUUUAAGGUUCUAUUGCCUACCUUUAAAGGCAAAGAAGCUGUUGUGUUUAGAGCCUAUAUCCUCAUAAAAGGCUCUCUCAAAUGUAAGUUUUAUUCUUCUCACUUAUUUGAUAUAUUUUCAAACACAUCAGACAAUACUACUCUAUAUAUGUUUUUUUCUGUUUAUUUUCACAUAUACACCCCAUAUACACUGUGAGGGGUAAGUGUAUCACAAUUUAUAAUACUGUUUUAGCGCUGCACUUACAUCAAGCUGUGUUUGAGGUCUUUUGCACUUUGUUCACUACUUGAUACUGUUUUUUGUAUGGUUUAUAUUUAUAGUGUCUUGUGGAGUAUUCACUAAAAGUGCACAUAGCAGCUAUAUUUUAUAUAAUUCACACCAAAUAAUAUUUUAAGCGCCUUUUUAUCCACAUCCACCUCUGUGUGUUUUUUCUUGUUAAGUACUAUAACUACCUAAUUCUAUGUGAGUGGAUCCUGACUGCUUUCUCUGGAAGUAUGUGGGUUAAUAGGGAAUGUGUGUUGUACCGUCUACUAGGUCUAUGUCUGCUUUUAAAAUGUUUUCUGUGCAAACAGUGAAAUUGUUAAUUAACUGUGCAAUAUUGAAAUCCUGACUGCUUUUUAGAUGUUUUCAAGUAGCGAGGGUGGAAUUUGUUUGUCUCCUGACAUUGUGAUCAAUAAUCAUGGUCAUAUGUAACGUUUAUACUAAAACACUGGCACAGUCUGAGCCAAGUUCAGCUUAUUUAUGUCAUACAAAGAAUCCCUAACCGAUUGCCUCCAGCUAUUUAGAUGCUUAUAAAGAUAAGUGAGUCAUUUAAGAAAAAGAGAUUUUCUUCAUUCAUGAUUUCUGUACAGAAGCAAUUACCUAUGUGAUUUUGUAAGACAGGACAGUAAGGAGGUCCCAGGGUGGUCCUAUGCCAGGUCUAACCCUUUCAGCACCAUGCAAUACUUUUCUAAUUUAAUGAUCACUGCUAUGGUGCUUAGAGGAUUGUAGGAUUUCUUGGAUGUAACAGACAAGGAUCUCUGCCCAUGGAAGAAAUCAAACUAUGAAUGUUGAUUAAGAUCGCUAUACAGAUAUAUUCCAGUAUUAUGUGGAUGUCAAUGAUGCAUAUUAUAAUUACAGUUUAUACAGCAUUAUUCUCAUAUUUAUGUUAUUUAAUCUUCCUCUUUGUUGUUGCAAACACCAAGAUCACAUGAGAGGAGAUAGGAGGAAAAGAGUAUGAAAUAGUGUAUGUUAAACAAGUUCUCUUCCAUACUGCACACAUCGCCUGCCCUCUCCCAUACUGCACAUAUCGCCUCCUCUCUCCAAUAUGGCACACAUCACCUGCUCUAUCCCAUACUGCACAAAUCACCUGUUCUCUCCCAUACUAUGCACAUUGUCUGCUCUCUCCCAUAGUCCACACAUCACCUACUCUCUUCCAUACGGCACACGUUGCCUGCUCUCUUCCAUACUGCACACAUUGUCUGCUCUCUUCCAUACUGCACACAUCGCCUGCUCUCUUCGAUACUGCACACAUCUUCUGCUCUCUUCCAUACUGCACACAUUGCCUGCCCUCUUCCAUACUGUACACAUCACCUGCUCUCUCCCAUAUGGCACACAUCACCUGCUCUCUCCAAUACUGCACACAUCAUCUGCUCUAUCCCAUACUGCACCUACUGCCUCCUCUCUCCCAUACUGCACACAUCCCCUCCUCUCUCCAAUAUGGCACACAUCGUCUGCUCUCUCCCCUACUGCAUGCAUCACCUGCUCUCUCCCAUACUGCACACAUCACCUGCUUUCUCCCAUACUGCACAUACUGCCUGCUCUCUCCCAUACAGCACACAUCACCUGCUCUCCCCCAUAUGGCACGCAUUGCCUGCUCUCCCAUAUGGCACACAUCACCUGCUCUCCCCCAUAUAGCACACAUCGUCUGCUCUCUCCUAUACUGGAAACAUCACCUGCUCUCUUCCAUACUGAACACAUUGCCUACCCUCUUUCCUACUGCACACAACGCCUGCUCUCUUCCAUACUAUACACAUCGCCUGCUCUCUUCCAUGCUGCACACAUAGCCUGCCCUCUUCCAUACUGUACACAUAGCCUGCCCUCUUCCAUACUGCACACAUUGCCUGCUCUCUUUCCUACUGCACACAACGCCUGCUCUCUUCCAUACUGUACACAUCGCCUGCUCUCUUCCAUACUGUACACAUCGCCUGCUCUCUUCCAUACUGCACACAUUGCCUGCUCUCUUUCCUACUGCACACAUUGCCUGCUCUCUUCCAUACUGUACACAUCGCUUGCUCUCUGCCAUACUGCACACAUCGCCUGCUCGCUCCAUUACUGCACACUUUGUCUGCUUUUUCCAAUGCUGCACACUUUCUCUGCUCAUUGUCAUUGCCAUAGGCUAGAAUCCUAGUCAAGACCACCUCACCAGAGUCCUUGUGCAAGUUACACAUGAAUGUACACUAUUCUGGCAGAUCCACACAGUUUGAUGUACUCUCACUCAGAGAAGGCAUCAUAUUUUCUUAGAGAAUGGUUGCUUCUGUAAGGUUUCAAGGAGUUCCUACUGCCAUGUACGUUGCUGUGAUGGUGGAGGUUUCAAGCAAGAACACUUUAGCUUUUCACUACUGCUGGGUGCAAAGUGAGGAGAGUAGGAGAGGAAGUCAGAAGUGGGAGAAAAACAGUCAGUGUUCAACUAAAGUGAGACUUGUCUGGCAUUGAAAGUGAUCUCAAAGUGAAUUUAAGUCCAAAGAAGACAAACUGGAAACAUAGUUGAUGUGGAAAUUUUUUCCAGUCGGGGGAUUUAACAAUCGCUUAGUGAAUAACCUUGUAUAUGUAAACUUUAACGUAAAACUACAGUGUUUAUUUUUCAUUCAUUUGAUUUCAAUGAACCUAUCUUUCCUGAUAUGGAUUUAAUAGCACAAAUUAAUGCUUAUCCUCUCAUCUCUAUUUUUCAACCCACCACCACUCUCCUCUGUGUAGAAGGCAUGUAGACCAGUUCUGAAUAGUAGGGGAUCAGAACAAAAAGAAAAAAAAGGAAAUAAUUAUAUUAUAUAGUUCCUUUUAUUGUCAAUUACAUUCUGCGUUAUGACAGGUCAUCUCUUUAGCUCACACUUUUUUUUUUUUUAAUGGUAUGAAUGUCAUAAAAAUAUGCACAACUUAAAACCGGUUUGAAAAAGCUAAUGACUCGACUGCUGGCACAUCUCCAUAACUGGCUCUGUUUUCUGACAACUGUUUCCAUUGCUCUUUCCUCCAUAUGCUGGAAAAUCUCAGCAAAUAAUAUUAAGUCUUUUUUAAAUUAUCCCCAGAUUUAUUGCUUUCCCAAUAUUUUCUUGGCUUACUUGACCUACAAAGUCUCUGCUUCCUCUCCGGUGUAUCUUUUCUCUGCAUCCACUACUCUUUAAAGCAAUGCAUACUUUGUUGACUCUUUAAGUCCAGUUAUAAAUUGUAAGUUUUCUUUCUUAAAGGGACACUCCAAUGACCAAUUAGAGCAAAAAACAAUAAAAAAAGACACCAUUUAGUAUAUAUACCCGAAUGAAAUGCAUUUAAUUAUGCAUUUUACACUGGGGUAUAUCUAAAAAAAAAAAAACAUAUAAAAGAUGCAGAUGUCUUGUUUCUUCUAACCCCACCUCACCUAGCUCCAGAAAGUACCAGUUGUAUGCUUAAAUGUCACAGGUGCUUAACAAGAAUAAUCUAUAAUAAUAAUAAUCUAUAAUAAUAAUAAUCUAUAAAAGUGAAAUUAGCACUUUUUAUAAAAUAAAAAAAGAAAACACACUCUUCACUCAUAAAGCAUUUUUUGGGUUUAAGAAUCUAAAGAAGGGGUACUCAACCUUUUAAUACCUACCGCCUACUUAUGUAUCUUUUUUGAUGGUAUAAUAUCUUUACCACUCACCGGUGCCGCAUUAACUCAAUAGUUUAGCACAAGUGCAAAAAAUUUUUGAGAAAGGAGGGUUUUUAAAAAAUAUGUACUUUCAUUUAUUUUUUUUUAUUUUUUGAGACAUGGGUUCUAAAUUUGUUGCACAAUUUAACAACUGCUUUUACUCUUACCACAUUCUACAUGCCAUCCACUCUACUCCACACAGCGCUUUCUUUCUCUUUUUUUCUAUUUUCCCUUUGAUUACAAACACCAACAACAACACUGUAUUAGGUAACCAUUUUUAUUAUGUCGCCAUAAAAUGUUCCCCAUUUAAAUUUUUUCCCUUUUUUUUCUAUUUUUUUCUUUUCUUUUUUUUACUUUUUCUUCUUUUUUCUUUUUUUUCUCCUUUCUUUUAUUCUUUUAUUUUCUCCUUCCUUAUUGCAAUCACCAGCAGGAAGGCUGAACUAGGUAGUCGACUUUAUUAUUAGCCAAUAACAAAACAUAAAACAAAGGAAUAUCUAUAUAUCAGCAUUCUCUUUUUCCUUUCUCUUUAUUCUUUCCUUCCACUUCCUUUACUUCUUUUUCUUUUCCUUCUUUUUUUAUCUUAUGUUGAGUAAACCAAGUAAACAGAAAAUAACAGAAUGAAGCUUGCCAAAGUUCAAUAUCAGCUACUCUAAACGCCAUGCUUCUUCCUUUUUCUGCUUUCACAUUACGCACAUCAGCUCCCCUCCUCUUCUGGCAUGUUACAUCAUCACGACCCAGUCCGUCCUGAUUGGGAUGGACAGCAGCAUGCACUUCCUUUUAGCCAUCGAGAGAGAAUUAGCAAACAGAGGCGUAAAUGCAAGGCGUGUUAGACAUUUUUGUGAGGUCUCUCUCUAUGGCUUGAGGGAGGAAUGUGUGUUCGCAGAGCUUGUGGCUGUGCCGGAGAACAAAGGGUCGCAGGUAAACCCACCACUGCCCACCAUGAAAGUUUGAAUUGCCCACUAGUGGGCAUUAGGGACCAGGUUGGCUACCACCUGUCAGGAGUGUUCCUUUAACUUGCAUUCAGUAUUGUCUAGAGAAAAUCUUAUAAGGUAAUCUGAGGAGAAUUGUAGACUAAAAAAUGUAAACUGAAAAUAUAAGGGAGUUGAAAUAUUUUCUAAUUUGAAUGUUUUGGCCCCAAAUCAAUAUUUACCUCUUCAGUUUUAUACAAAUGUUGGUUUAGAAAAUAAACUCCUCUAUAUAGUGCUAUCAUGUGGUUUUACUGACAUAGGUAUGUCCUGCUGUAAAAAUCAUCUAGGUCACAUAGAUGUUCUUUAUUCUAAUGGUACGGCAGGAGUUUAAAGGAAUUUUAGUGUCAAUUACACAUGAAGUGCCUGUACUAGGCUACAGGAUCUCUGAAAGAUUUAUUCAAUAUUUGAUGGUAACAGUAUAAUUUUUAAUAGCUAUUGAUACACAUGUACCUCUUCACAGGAUAUUACUAUGUUUUCACUUUCCUGUGCAAAUAAUGGAAUAUCAUAAAUGGUAACGUGACAAUUAUAUUUUUUCGUGGCCUGAAGGGAAUAAAGAAAAUUCACAUUAUCCUGGUUCUCAGACGUACCCUACUAUGACUAUAGACUUAGGUCCAAAAUAAGUUCCAGCUACAUGAUGCAUUCAUUACUCAAUGUAGCUACCGACAACAAUGGACCAAUCAGCAGGAUGAAAAUUGAUUCAAAACUGAAAAAAAACCUUCUGUGGCUAUCUUCUUUUUCUUCUCCUUCUGAUCUCUUUAAUUUUUCUAUUGUAUCCCUUUUUGUCUUGGGCCUUCUGGCUCGCUAGUUACAGAACUGGCAAUUGUCAAAAGCGAAUGUUUAACGAAGACCAAUUGUCUAUUAACCAAUGUUACGAGCUGAAAUGUGUUUUUCUCUGUCUGAAGAUGAAUAAACAAUUUAAAAAAACAAAACAGAAAAAUGAUGGGGAUAUAUUUAAUGGGACUACCUCAACAUGACUUCUAGGAUAGCUACAACCCUACAUGUGAUACGAAACUUAACACAAUCCAGCCAAGACAUUUCAGAUUCUAUGGAAAUAACAGAGUUUCAUAUAUUUUAAGUCUGGUAUUUGUAGCAACUUUUCUCCUUGUACAGUCCAGGAAUUAAUCUCCAUGGUUUGUAUAUGACAUGUGUGGACUUUUGAUUUAAAAUUAAAAAAUAUUUUUAUGUUCUAGAUAAAAGACAGUGUGCGUUAAUAAUCCAUAACUUUUUUUUUAGAUUUAUUAAAUGUUUAUUUAGCAAUAGUAGUCAGGGAACUCUGUUAGCUAGAUCAGUCUGAUGCCAAGAUCAUACGUUGCCUGAGGUUGUAUAUACAUCUAUUUUCCAUCUUCUAAUAUUGACAUUUCAUUUAUUUAAUAUCAUCUGGUAUAUUGACACAAUUCCUAUUCUUUAUAAUUCUUUCUCACAGGAUGUGUUACUAGUAAAAUAAUGUUUGGCGUGUGAAUGUAUAUAUUAAAAAGUUGGCAUUUUUGAUUUGAGCAAACUUUUCUCCAUAUAACAAAAAAACAUGCAAGCUAUACCAUUACAGUAUUUCAUAUUAAUUGUAUCCCAUAAUUCAAAUGACUGGACUCUGUGUCCAGGCAAGGCAAGACACAACUUUGUGUACAGAUGAUGUUUGGUAAAAAGGGUAGUCCCCUCCUGUUAAUAAAAAUAAGAGACAAUGUUUUGCUUUAAGAACUAGAACCAUUGAACCAUCACCUUGAGUCUUUCCUCUGUGGAAGCUCCCCAAAUUAGAACAACCAUGAGAACAGAAUUAUACUACCUACUAUAUUAUUAUAAUAAAGUGAUUCUUUAAAGUGUUGUCUAGUAUUUUUAUAUUUUGUCUAUGAAUCAACACAAUUCAUGAUUUUUGUUUUUUUCUUCUAUUCCAGUGUAUUUCACUGCAAUGGGCAGUGCAUAUGAUUGAAAACAAUGGUAUACUAAUGUUUUAAUUAAAUUCUGCAGCCUAUAAUCUGUGUUUGAGUAUAUAUUGACUUCUGAUUAUUAUAUGUUGUUACAGCUUCAUACGUUGGCAGAAGGGUGAAACCCAACAAAUUAUGUACUUAUGUAAUCAGAAAUACGUAGCAUUCAUUGCUAGUCAAUGACAAGAUCUUAUAGCAUAGAUUGUAUAAAAUUCUCUUUUCAGGAGAACUGAAUGUCACAGUGUAGUAGUGAUAGAUGAAUAUCUCCUAGCUUAAAUGAGAACCUGCAUAAAAGUAACAGUCAACGCACACAGAAAUAGUGAUUAUCCCAAUAACACUAGCACCCCCAUUGUGACGAGACCAAUCUCGCCACAUUGCAUUGGAGAAGCCUGGUUGCCCGCCUGUUGCCUCUGGACCUUGGCCCCAUGUUAUAAAGCCUUCUUUUCCCCUGCAGAAAAGGCUUGUUCGUGCCUUUCUGCCCGGUGUUCGGUAGAUUCAAUCUACCGAACAAACAACCGAUUGACUGGACCACCUCUAUUGGGAGUGUGUCGGCAAUUUACCUCCCAGAAGCUGUGGUUAACUGCAGCUUAAUUGACAAAUGUUGGGUGGCCUUUGUUCGUUUGCCGAACACGUGGCGGCAGCCAUUUUAAAGUCCCGAGUGGUCAGCGGUGUUCAGCACCCAAACUAUGGAACUGGAAACGGACACUUAUUUGCGCGAACACCGCUGAGCCGUCAGCCUCCUUGCUUCUGCAUUCGGUCAUUUAACCAGAUGCCUGUUCAUUCGGUAGUUUAAACCGUAUGAACAGCAUUACCCCAGAUAGCCAACCCGUGGAGUUUAUUCUCAUAGAGAACAGACUUUGUGAACACUUUAACUCCACGGCGAUUGGACUGUGUGCAUAGGAUCUGAGCGCUAUUCGGUACUUUUGUGCACUCAGAUCCCAGCUAUCUGGGGAUGGGUUACAUGUAUAUAUUUUGUGUGACAAAUGUAACUGUGUAUUUUAUUGUAUUUUGGUGUUUUGUUGUGACCAUGUGGUUAAUGGAGUUUUGCCUCUGUCCUGGGAGAGAAUUGGAUUACUUCCCAAUUAUCUCCAGGACAGAGGGAGGGGAAUUAGGAUGCAUUGUGGGGAUGUUUUACCUCUGUGUGUCUGUCAUUGGUUCAUGUCUGUCCUUUGUCACAGUCUCCCAUUUGGUCCCCUAUGGGAGUGUCCACCAGCUGGGAGACCUGCAUAAAUACUGGGCAGGUAGCCCUCAAUAAGCCACACCACUGCUUGACCCUCAACACGGAGCUCUGUCUCAUCUUUGGGGGGAGUUACUGUAUGCUGUUAGAGACUGAUUGCCAGGAGUGUAAGCCGCUUGGGUGCUUUUCCUGUUCGUCUGCUAGCAGCUAUUCGUGAGGUUCCAGUUCGGGAGUUUGGAGUGCUACUUUGUAUGCAGUUCGGGAGUUUGAAGCAUUCCCUUGUAUGCAGUUCGGGAGUUUGGAGCAUUCCCUUGUAUGCAGUUCGGGAGUUUGAAGCAUUCCCUUGUAUGCAGUUCGGGAGUUUGGUGUUCUGCAGUAGCUGUGCCUGUAUCUCUGGAAGGGGAAGAUCUUCUAAACAGCGGUUUAACCCUUUUAUGCCUGGGGGGGCUGUUACACCCAUCAACUCUGAAAAACUGGAAAACACAAGACAUCAAAAAACUGAAAAUUAGUGUGGUGUAAUAAUAUAAUCAAUAGACACCAAUAGAGAAUACAAGUAAAGUUUGUCACAUUAAUAGAAUGACAACACCUUGACUACAAAACAUUUAUAUCUCCCUCUCCCCCCAUAUUUAGCUUUUAUUUUUAAUCUUUUAAAUCUUUAAAGUAUGCAGUAAAGAUUUAAAAAUUCAUGCAUUGAGAAAACAGAUGAAACUCCUUACUCUACCACAAAUAAGCUGUUGCAAUUUCUUUCAUCUUUCAUAGCCUUUUCUGUUUUUUGUUUUUUAACUGAAAAAAAAUGGUGAAAGGAAACAAAGACUCAGCAAAAAAAUAAAUAAAAAAUGAAGCUAGCAACACACAAGGGUCAGGUAUGAAAUAACAGUCAGACCGUACCAAAGCUGUCUAGGGCAUGGUUGUCCAACCUUUUAACUUCCCUGGAGUGGAGAGGAAUUGUCUUGGGAUGCACAUAAAAUUAUACUAUAAUUAACUUUAUAUGUUAAAACAUCAAAAGCACUUUUCUUAAAUUUGUUUAGUAGAUAAUUACCUUAUGUGCUAUCCUUAUGUGGGAUUGCCAUAUUUAAGGAUACCAAAUAAAAAGAAAAUCUCCUGGUACUCAAGGAUACCAAUUUAGGGAGCUAUCUACUAAACACAUGCACAAGUAUAUACAUAUGCACACAUAACCACACACACACACACACACACACAAUCACAGACUAAUAUGCACAAUCACAAAUAUACACACACAAUCACAGACCCCCCCACACACACAUAUAAUCACAGACCUAUACACACAGUCACAUACAUACACACACACAUAAUCACAGAUAAACACACACAAUCACAGAUCCACACACAAUCACUGACUUACACACACACACACAAAAUUACAUUUAUACUGCUUACACCAGCAUGUACCCAGGCCACCAUGGAGGCUUCACCCACGAGGUCUGAUGAUGGCCACAGCCAACACAAACAGGGAAACCCCACAGGAAAAUCAGCCCCUGCGACCAAGCAGGAUAUUCAGAACACGCUGGCUCGACUUCAACACAACUUACAGCAAAUGUGCCUUGCAGACCUGAAGGGGCUCGCUGAAGUACAGGUGGUAACAGCCUGCACCCAAGGCACAGAAUGGGAGGUGAGAGACCUGCGACAAGAUCUAAAUGCACUGAGAGAUACAGUUACCCAGAUGCAAACCGCACAGACCACUAUCAUCAGGCAAGUUAAUCUGCUAGAUGACAGGGGCAGGAGGAAGAAUGUAAAGAUAAGGGAGGUCCCAGAAUCAGUACCGCUGGAUGAACUAUCCCACUUCAUAAGGUGUCCAGUGGCCUCCCUCUUACCUAUCAAACAAGCAAAACACUUCUCCUUUGAUGGCGUAUAUAUCGAAUCGCCAAAUCACUGCAUGCUCCAAAGGCGGACCCCCGCAACCUCUUCUUAAGAUGCCAAACGCUUACAGAUAAAAUAGCCAUAAUUACUGCUAUGAAAAGGAAAAACACCCUACAACUUUGAAACACAUCAAAUCGCCUUUUUUCAAGACCUAAGCAGAGCCACACUAUCAUGACGCAAGAGCAUGCAGACCAUAACCACCACCCUACAAACAGCAGGUGGGCAACCCCUAGAGCACUAUGGUUAACCAAAGAGGAUAAAUCCUACAAGGCCUCUGACCUGGGGGAGGGCUCUGCCUUGCUUGCCACGAUGGGGCUGACCAACAACACCACUGGACUACCUCACGCACAACCAGGGUCCACGACGUGAAGCCUCAGCCAUCCACACAAUCAGUCUUUUGUUUAUGUUGUCAGUGUUGUUCUUUUCUCUUUUCUUACAUCAUUUAAAGUUAAAAUCUAUCAGUGCAUACAUUAUUCAUCUCAAUGACGCCAAAGCAUCACCUACUCAAUGUUAGAAUCACCCAAGCCUACACUGGCUGGGUAAUACAAGUUAGCUCUGGGGUGUGCAAUAUCCCAAUAUUGAGUAAAGCCAGCACAGAAGCGAGCAGGCGACACAACAAGUGUACCCCCUACUGACAGGUUUCCCGUACUUGUCUUUACCUGAAGUGGACCAUUGCUCUCGCUCUCCUACAUCCCUAGCCCAUACAGAACAGACCACUACCACACUAGAUCUACACUCGAACUUGCUGAAACUUAACAUAAUUUCUGAGAGUCCAGAGUACUAGCCACUACGCCUCUUGACAUAGGCAGCCAUAAACUAAACAUGGUCAUCCUCGCAGGUGGUACCUUCAACACAACUUGUCUAAACCACCGAACACUCCCGCCCAACCAUGUUGAGCCCAUUUUAACAUUAAAGCACAUAGCUCUGGACAGAUCCCUAUGAAUGCCUAGGCCACUCCAUAAAAGUACAAACCCUCUAUAAGCCAUGUAUGCUUUGCGCCUUACUGAUUACCCGCUUAUGUGUUAUUAUGUUAUAUGGCAUUACGGAUAUGUUAUGACUUAACAUUAUGCACUGAAAACAAAAAUAAAGAAUUAACUUUAAAAAAUUAAAUUUAUACACAUUUAGAACUUAAGAGGUCCACCCAGCUUCCCUACCUUGCUCUGGGAGGGCUGGAAUGGAUACUCUAUCCCUGGUGACUAGCGGUUGCUGCUGAUCUUGAUGCCAGGAUGACUUCAUAUCCCAACAACCAGCUCACUGCUGGGUGCACAAGGAAGCUGCCCAGAAGGAGCACAUAAUGUAAAGAGCUCCCUGCCUCCCUCACCACCUGACUGCACUGUUAGCAGUCCCAGGCUGCGGGUAGGAUACCCAUGAUCUAGGGCAGGGGUAGGCAACCUACGGCACUAGUGCCAUGCACGGCACUCGAGGUGCCUUUGCACGGCACUCAAGGCUGCUAGAGCCAAACAGGCUCUGGCCUAUCAGGAGUCCCAGUAAAACUUCAGAUAUCUGCUAAUAAAAAGAGGUGGUGAAGGACAAUCCUCAAUUUAUGCAUUGCAGCACGUAGAAGAAGUGAUCUCAGAGCACUUCAUUCCAGCACUUGUGAAUGGGAAUCCACACAGUAGUAGAGCAGCUCGCAGUUGUUGUUGCAGCUCCGGUCCUUGACCUGUACCUGGCCAACAUGGUCCCUACUGGAACUUUGUUAAUCCUAGGCCACAGUGCUAGAUAUACACAUAAAUGCAGAAAGACCCUCCCCUCAUACAAAUAAUACAGACAGCCCACACACAAACAUACACACAAUCAGCACAAACAUACACAAAAUCCGCACAAACGCAACACCACUAACAAUCCACAUACGUGCACACAACCCCACAUGCAGCCCCUCACAUGCAAUACCCCAAACAGCCCUCACACAUACACACACUACUAAACACACAAUGUGACAUAUCCAUCACACACACAAUUCCACAAGCUGCCCCCAUACACAGCCCACAUUCAUAUGUAUCAUACACGAUACCACAAUCUACUCAUGAACAUAUACAAUAUAAUAGCUCAUAUACGCACAAGUACAACGAUACAAAGCAAUUACAGUAUAAAUAACAAAAUCAGAAUACGGCAGCAUACACACCUCAAUUAAAAAAAAAAAAAAAUAGGAUCGGCACGCUACAGGACAUCACAAUCCUAUAUCGGCACAGUGCUGCUAAAAGGUUGCCUACCCCUGAUCUAGGGCAUAACAAAAUCAGCGGUAUGUGUUAGCAUCCAACAGAGCAUCAAUGAAAGCAUUAAAAUAUGUACUAGGAACUGUCCUGCAUUAGCUAGUUUUAUAGGUAGUGAGGUUGGUAUGUAGACUGCAAGUAAUGUUUGUUUUCUCUGACAGCUGAGGCAUUUCCUUUCUUAUGUGGAGAGUAAAAGGAUGGUGUAGUGAAUUUCAGAAGUACUCAGACGUCAAGCUAUGUGUAAAAAAAAAAAAUAAGAGGAAGAGUAAAGCAAAAUAUAGUGUAAUAGUUCUAUAUUACAAUAUAUAAAAGAAAGAAGGAAAUGCACUAACAGUAUGUAGAGUGUAAAUGAGCAAUACUAUGACGCGAUUUGGUGGUAUAAUAUCUGAUGUGUUCUCCAAGUCCACUAAUAAGUACUCCAAUAGCAAAACAAAUAUAGUGUAGUAUAUUGUGAGGUAGUAGUGAAAUUAAAGUAAAGGAAAUAUACCCAUAGUGUAAUGAGCCUCCCACUGGCUCUUAGAAAACAACAUAAGGUGGUGUAAUCCCCACCCUAGGGUCUAAUUUGCUUGCAGAGACUCUUGUGGUGUGUUAUAUAAAAACAGAAUGAAAAAUAUUGUGAUCGCUGUAUUAGGUAAAAGUAUAAAAAGAUAUGAGAGUUACUCACAAGUCACGACUGUGAAGCAAAAAUGGACUUUGCUCAGUCCAUAGCAUUUGGAAUGUCCCCCACCAAAGGGAUUUGUUUGCAGUCAAUGAAACAGUCAGGUUAUGUCCAGGAAUGAAGAUUAAAAAACUCAUUUAUUUGAAAAAUUAUUCUCUUAAAACAAUGUAAUAAUCAAAACAAUAGCAAGUACAAAACACAAAAGUAAAAGCAAUUUCUCCAUAGAGGCUUUAUCAAAGUGUUUUUAAUAGAAGUUUACAUUCACGGGUCAUAUCGUUAUGCACUUUAUAUAAAUAUGCUACAGAUUCUAGAUUAUAAAUCCACUGAGUUCUCUGUUCCUUAAUUGUGUAUAUGUCUUAAUAUAUUUUGUAUUAUGUAUAACAUUUAACCUGUGCACAGUCCCUAGUCUCCUUAAGGUUUUGUAGUUAGAGACUAUGUACUUUACACUUUGCAAGGAACUCAGAUAAGCCCUUUGGUGGGCCAUCUUGUGGGUAUAAAAUAAACUUUCAGUAACUUAGCUAGACGUAAAGUUGUGGUGAUAAAAAAUCUGUACGUUUUAUGUGUUUUAUAGCCACACAGAUUGAAUUAGUUUCUUUUCCAACAGAAUUUAUGAGUGCCCCCUACUUCUUGCUGCAAAAGAGAAUGAUGUUGGCUCUAUUAAGAAGCUUUUGGAAUGUCCUUCUACUGACCUAUACAUCCGAGGUGUGUCCUGAUGAUCUCACAGAAAAAUAAGCCACAUAAUUUUAUGUUCGCUUGCAACUUCCAACUACUUUUCUUAAAUUUAAUGUGUUCACUUUAUAAAAUGUAAUCUAAAGAAUCAGUCCAUAAAACAUCUAUUUUUUCCUCUCAAAAUUUUAAUAUACAUAAAUAAUUCACUCGUAAUAUAACUUUCUAAAAUAUCACAAAUUAAUCUAACCUCAAAUAUUCUUUCAGGAAAUUGUAAAUUCAAGGAGUUCAGUUCGGAGGAGUAAUUAAUGAAUAUGUAUAUAUCCAGAGAUUUGCAUGAGGAUUAGUUGCCACUCCCUGCAACUGAAAUUUCAUCACAUUAAUAUUUAAAUAUAUAUAUCUAUAUAUAUAUCAUAAAACAUAAGGAUGGCUUUACAGAAUUGAACUGUUGUGAAAUAAAUAAUAACUUUUCAUUGCUUUUUUUUUGUUUUGUUAAAUUGGGAAUUGUAGAAAAUUAACAAUGGAGAUAAGAUUGUGGUACGAAAUAACCAAGUGAAAAAAUAGCUCAGCUACAUAAUGCUUGUAGUUCAUCUAUUUUGACUAAUAAUUUUUAACUUCUCCAAAUCUUCCACAAAUACCUGUCAAGUGAGUUAACAUUAAUCACACACAGCCAACAGUCUUACCCAAAGCUCUACUUCACAUUGCAUUUUGUGGUUCCAGGUGCAGUGGGAGAGACUGCCUUGCAUGUGGCUGCAUUAUAUGAUAACCUGGAGGCUGCAGAGAUAUUAAUUGAAGAAGCACCUGAUCUGAUUAAUCAAGCAAUGACCUCUGAUCUCUAUGAAGGUAAGAUCCUGUGCAUGUUACUGUUGUCAAAAGUAUUUAAAAUGCAUUUAUUUUAGUUUUUAUUUAACCAGUGAGUUACCACUAGUUUUACCUUCCUCACUUGAAAGUCUUGUUGUUCCAGUUAAUAGAAUAUUAAUAUUUCUUAUAAUAUAUAAUUCCCCAAUUACCGAACAAAACCCCCACAUUCAACGUAUCCCCAGAUAGCUUAGAUCUGAGUGCACAAUAUCACCGGAUAGUGCUCAGAUUCUAAACACACAGUUAAAUCGCCAUGGAGCUAAAGUCUUGUACAGCGUGCGUUCGUCAAAUGCUCCAUGAGAUGGCUAUCUGGGGAAGCUCUGUUCGUAUAGUCAAUGUACCGAAUGGCACGGCAUUCAUAUGAACCUGGGACAGAACGAAGAGGGGUCGGCAGCUUCAGCGGUGUUCGUAUGAAAUAGUGUCCAGUUUUAGUUCCAUAGAUUUGUCGACGAACACCGCUAUGCGUUCGACUGUCCAAGAUGGCCGCCGCCACGUGUUCGUUCAUAUGAACGAUGACCACCCAGCCGACCAUUCGAGAGUGGAAAGUGUCUGCAGUUAACCACAACGUUCUAAUAAGGGCAAGAGGUUAACAAGCAGCACACUUCCCUGCUGGGUGGCCUGCCGUUCGGUAGUUCUUUUGUAUGCAGAGAAUAACACAUGGGGCCGUACGGACAAGGGGAAAUUAUCGAACAAACAGACGAACCAAGGUGAAAAAUAAAAGUAAUGCAAAGACAGAGAGGUCUGUCACAUUUACAAAUCAGUUAAUAACACUACCCCUAAUUACAUAUUUUCACAAUUAAAUAGGUAUGUCCAGUUCAUGUCCCUCUAUGCUGCAGAAGGCCUUUGACUGUCCACUGCUUAUACUUUCAUGACUUCUUUGGAGACACACUGGAAUUCCCUUUUCUGCUAUAUUAGACUUUCCCCUAGACUCAUUUCCUUAAGAAAAUCACUUACUUAAUAAAACUUUUACAAUUGGUCUGUUAAUUGUAUGUUUUUGUUUUGUAACUUCCUUCUCCCUCACCAUGUCUCGCUAACGUAUUUCACUGCAUAUCCUCAAAAUGUAUCAUCUAACAAUCCAGAUCUCUUUUCAUUGUAACACGGUUUGUGCAUCUUUCUUCUUUUUAUUUAUGAUAUUCCCAUUGACACAUUAUUACAGGGCAGGCUGCUCUGCACAUUGCUGCCGUCAAUCAGAACAUGAAUUUAGUAAAGAUGCUGAUUGAUAAUGGCGCUGAUGUCUGCUCUCCUCGAGCCACAGGAAGUUUUUUUGUCCACAGUGAAGAGAAUCUCUUUUACUAUGGUAAGUGCCUGUCAAGCUAUGGUGUCAGUCAUUGGGGGAGAUUUAUCACAGUGUUCAAUUCAAAAAAGUGGUCUGAAGGGCUAGAAAUGGUGCAGUCUGCAUGGGAACCAAUGGAAUCAGCAGGGACAUUUCACUGGUGACUCCGUUCCUUUUAUAUUUUUUGUAGCACUUUUUAGAACAGAACACUAUUAUAAAUAUCACCCAUGGAACCUACCUCACAGUAAUGCAUUGAAUCUUUAGUUCCACACUGGGACUAUAUGUUUAAAUUGUAAACAUAGUCUUAGACUUUCAAUAGUCUGUCUAUCCAUUCCAGGGGAGCACAUUUUGACCUUUGCUGCUUGUGUUGGAAAUGAGGGAAUAGUCCGACUUCUUAUAGACAGCGGUGCUGACAUAGGAGUUCAGGAUUCUUAUGGUGAGUUAUGGAAUAAAAAUAUGAGAAUGAGCUUGGGAUUCAACCCAAGAAUAAUCCCAAAUCUCUUAAAAUUGCAGUAACAUCUUCUUCUGAGAUGAAACCUUCAGUAGAAAGGAUAUUUUCAAGCAAUUAACCUGGCAAUAUCUAAUCCUUAGGCAACACUGUUCUACACAUCUUGGCCCUUCAGCCUAAUCAAACCUUUUCCUGCCAGAUGUUUGACCUGAUUUUAUCCUAUGACCAAGGAGAGGGGGAUGAGAGUCUUCAGAUGGUUCAAAAUAACAUGGGGCUCACUGCUUUCAAACUUGCUGCUUCUGAAGGAAACACUGUGGUAAGUUUCUUAUAAGAUCCAUGGGUUUAAGAGAAACACAUUUUGUUCAACAAGACAAGUUAUAGUGUCAUAUUGUUAGCUGUAAAGUAUACAUUAUUUUCUACAAAUCUUUUGGUGGAGAAUAAUUUUCAUAGGAAACCUUUUAAAGAAAGAACAUAUUUUAAACAAUACAUUAAUAAUAAUUACCUUAUAUUAUAAUUUAAAAAAAAAUAUUUUACAACAUACGCAGAUCUGCAGCUAUGUAGCAAUUUUCCAACAUCAACCCAAUCAUUUAAUUUUUGGCAAAAAUGACAAACUUAAAACGGCUGACUUGAACAUCUAUUCGAAAACACAUAUUUUAACAAACAACACUUGAAACACUUUACAUUUUGGACAAGUUACACUCACUGAGAUACCCUGUAUGAAUGCUGUAGAACAAAUUUUUGGAACGACAGGGCCGGAUUAAGAGCCCGGUGGGCCUGGUGCUGACAAUUAUGAUGGGGCCUAAUUACAGAAUCUAUCGACCAAAAACACUAAAACAGUCAGACCUCUCAAGCGUCAUGUAUCUGAUGGAGUUGGUGUUGGAGGGAAACUCAAAGGAUGCAGCUAUAAGAAAACACAUACUCUAAGCUAAUCUCUUUAUCUAAUUUAUGCUUUAAUUUUUCAAGUAAAUCCAUACCAACAGCAGUGUCCAGUGAAGCAGGAAGACAAUUGGCAGGGUAAAAGAGUAGGCCACUUAUGCGAAUCACAUGACCAGAACUGCCAAAAAGGGUGAACAUGCCCAAAAAGGGGGUAUGUCUGUCCAAAGAAUUGGAAGGCCAGCCUGGCAUCAGUGUCCCUAUGCAUCACAGUGUCAGUGUCCCCAUGUCGCCCAGUCCCCUAGUCUCCCAGUGUCUGUGUGCCCAUUUCUCCCAGUGUCCCCAUGUCUCAGUGUGUCCCGUGGAUACUAGGGGACACUGAGAGACAUGGGGACACUGAGACAUGGGAACACUGAGACACUUAGGGACACUGGGAGACAUGGGGGCACUGAGACACUUGGGGACACUGGGAGACAUGGGGGCACUUGUGGAUACAGACAUGGGGACACUGAGACAUGGAGACACUGGGAGACAUGGGGACUCAGACAUUUGGUGACACUGGGAGAAAUGGGGUCACAGACACUAGGGACAAAGAGACAUGGGGACGCAGACACUGGGACACUGGGACACUGGGAGACAUGGGGACACAGAGAUAUGGGGACACUGGCUGGGAGACAUAGGGACACUGGGAGACAUGGGGACACUGAGACACUAGGGACACUGGCUGGGAGACAUAGGAACACUGGGAGACAUGGGGACACAGACACUGGCUGGGAGACAUAAGGACACUGGGAGACAUGGGGACACAGACACUGGCUGGGAGACAUAGGGACACUGGGAGACAUGGGGACACAGACAUAUGGGGACAAUGGGAGACAUGGGGACACAGACAUUUGGGGACACUGGAAGACAUGGAGACACUGGGAGCCAUGGGGACACUGAGACACUAGGGACACUGGCUGGGAGGCAUAGGGACACUGGGAGCCAUGGGACACUGAGACACUAGCAGGGGCGGGCUGAAAACUCAUGGGGCCCCUGGGCAACCCACUAUCUUGCAGGCUGCACAAAUAUACAUUAUGCAGACAUACACGCACCACCUACAUAUACAUUCUUGUGUUACAGAAACAUUCUUGUGUUGUAAUGUGGGGGGAGUAGGGGCUUCAGUGGGUGACAGGAGCUGUAGCAUGUGGGACUGGUGCUUUAGUGCGGAGAUAAGGGCUCUAAUGUGCGACAGGGGCUCUAAUGGUGGAAUAGACACUGUAGUGGGGUAUAGGGGUUGUAAUUGGGGAUAGAGAUUGUAGUGUGGGGCUUGGGUGGUUAGGGAAUGUCAUGAGGGAUAGGGGCAGUAGUGGAGAAAUAGGGAUUGUCGUGGGGAGACAAUGGCUCUAAUUGGGAAACAGGAGCUGUAGUGACGUGGUAGGGGAUGCAGUGGGAGAAGAAAGGCUGUAGUGGGGCAUAGAGGAUGAAUUUGGGGAAUAGAGGCUGUCAUGGUGGAUAGGGGCCCUGAGUGGGACACUGCAAUAUCACAAGUGGAUUGUAAAUUGUAGGCUACAUAGCAAAAUAAUUGGCUUACAUGGAGGUAUGUUGUUAUUGGUGCUAUAGCUGAUACAUUGUAGAAAGAGCUCAAGCUGUCCUGCUAUUGAGUAUGGGGUCUAGGAUGUUAAAGGAACACUAUAGUGUCAGGAAUACAAACAUGUAUUCCUGACACUAUAGUUGCAAGAGCACAUUUUAGGUCCCCAGUCCCCCUCUGCCUCCAUGGCUGAGAUCAUUAAAUUUAACGAUCCCAGCCAAUCCAAUGCUUUCCAAUGGGAGGCUAUUGAACAUACGUGGCAAAACGCUGUGCUGUGUCAGUCAGCAUAUCCUCCUAGAGAUACAUUGAAUCAAUAAAUCUUUAUGGGGAGCAUUCAGCGUAUCCAUGCAGAGCGUGGAGACACUGAACAUAAGUGCUACACACUGCGCAGCACUAACCCAGGAAGCACCUCUAGUGGAGAUCUGAGUGACUGCCACUACAGGUGAUCCUAGGCGGUAAUUUAAACACUGCCUUCUUUCUGAAGAGGCAGCGCAUACAUUAAAAAGCCUGCAGGGACAGGCUAUAGACACCAGAACCACUACAUUAAGCUGUAGUUGUUCUAAUAACUAUAGUGACCCUUUAAGUUUGCCUCUGUUAUAUUAUUCCCCUGUGUUGUUAUAUGAAUGCUUUGCACUUAGUGGUGGAACUACAGUAAAGAGGGCACUGUUGAAAUAGUUUUUGGGAGGCACCGCUGAUUGCAAAGAUGUUGUUCAGCUGACACAAUGCUUUGCCAGCUGGGGAUCUACCAUUUGCCCAUCCCUGCUGGAUUGUACUUCACACAGAGCAGUGUUUGUAUGUUUGAAUGUAAGUUUUUGUAUAAAGUAUCUGUGUGUGAAUGUAGGAAUGUAUUUGUGUGUAAUGUUGUGUGUUUUUUGUGCUGUUGCCAUUUGAAAGCAGUGGUUUACUUGUGUGUAAUGUUUGCCUUUGAAAGUAGGGGUGUAUGUGUGAAGUGUUAGAGUUUGAAUGCUGAGAUGUAUACAUAGAAACACACAGAUACACAGAUACACAGGCACACUGACAACAUACAGAUACACACACUGACACACAUGCAGAUCAGUUAGUUUUGUCGACAAAAUUUUAGUCAAGUUUAGUCAACUAUAUUUUUUGAGAUUUAGUCGACUAAAACUAGACUAAAACUAAAACAAUGCAGAUGACUAAAAUAUGAUUAAACUAAAAUGGCUGAAUGACUAAAACUAAAUUGAAAUUUGCCGCCAAAAUUAACACUAUGUGUCCCAAGUGUCUCUGUGUCCCAAUAUGUUCACCUAUGUCUCACAGCGUCCCCCAUGUGUCUCAGUGUCCCCAUGUCUUCCAGUGUCUCAGUGUCCUCAUGUCUCCCUUUCCCCUCAUCCCUCACUUCCCUGAGCUGUAGGCUGUCUCUGCAGGCUGGGAGCUGCUGUCUGGACUCUCUGUGCUGUGUAGCUGCUCCCCCGCGGAUCAGUGAAUAGAGAGAGGCAGGGAGGGGUAUGCUGUAACUUCCUAUCCCUGUCUCUCUCCAUAUACAGUAACCCCUACUGGCCAGUGCUGGUAUUGCAGAGUAAUCUCCCUUUAUACUGAGAAAAAUUUUGCAUUUGUAUUGCCGGUAUUACUGCAAUACCAUCACGGCCAGGCAGCCUCAAGGCACGGCCAGGCUGUGCCUUAAAAUACCAGUCAGGUGGCAAAUCUAAGAGUAGUGUGUUAAACAAAAUAAUUAUUAUUAUUUUUUUAAAUGGGCCAAUUCCAUAGGCCUCGGCCUGGAGCUGCAGCUCCAUCAGCCCCUAUGUUAAUCGGGCCCUGGGAACAGAAUCCUAAAACUGGAAAAACAGAAGACAUUUGAACUUGAACUUCCAUUUAAAUGAGCCUUCCCAGUGGGUCUGUUUAAAUUAUUUGCCACUUUGAGAUUUAAAUUCACAUAGAAUAUAAUGAAACACAAUUUAAAUGUUGCCAUGACUCCCUCUGUUAUCUCUCUGUCAUUACAUGUAGAUGUUUCAACACAUGAUAAUGAAACGUAAAAAGAUCCAGUGGACGUUUGGCCCUAUUAACUCUACAUUGUAUGACCUGUCAGGAAUUGAUUCAUGGGGAGAAGAUCAGUCUGUAUUAGAGCUGGUGGUGUCUUCCAAGAAAAGAGCGGUAUGUUCCUUUGUUUGUUUUGCUUUCCAUUUGUAUUGAUUAAUCCAUAUAUCAAACCAGUCAAUUCUUUGUGUCUGUUAUUUUAAAACCUUCUUGUUUUUGUCUCUCCACCCAAACCUUUUAUAGGCUCGGCAAAUUCUAGAUCUCACUCCUGUGAAGGAACUUGUUAGCCUGAAGUGGAGGGGCUGUGGGCGUCCCUACUUCUGGUUUUUGGCAGCUCUCUAUGUCCUAUACAUAAUCUGUGUGACUAUGUGUUGUGUUUACAGACCUCUAAAACCUAUUCCUAAAAAAUUAAAUGAUACACGUGAUAUUACAAUCUUCAUGCAAAGACCCAUUCACGUAAGGGACUGAAGAACUGUAAAAACUGUAGAUUAUAUUUUUAUUGUUGUUGAAGUGCUACUUGUGAGCUGAUGUGAUUUUUAUUUUCUGUUAGGAGGCCUACGUGACCAGUGAAGAUGAUCUGCGACUGGUUGGCGAACUAAUUAGUGUGAUGGGAGCCAUCUUCAUAUUGCUUCUAUUGGUGAGUAAUGUUCUUGAUGUAUGGACUAUAUAGUUCCAAAUAGUUAAUUUAUAUUUUAACAAAUGCAAUUUUAUGUUUUUUGUUUGUUUUAUUUUUAACAGAUUCCAGACCUCCUACGAGUUGGUGCCACCAGAUAUUUUGGGCAGACGGUUCUUGGAGGACCUUUUCAUAUCAUUAUGUGAGUGCUUGUAAUAAUCAGUAGUAUGUGACCACUUUUUAAAAUGCAUAUUGAAUUGAGUUGGGCUGUGCAUGCAGUCACACGCUCUUACAAUGCAUAUUUCAUAACCUCACAAUUAUUAUGGGUGAAUCAUUUUCUAAUUUUGAAACCCACCACUUCUCUCAUAAACCACUGCACAAUUCUUUAUAGUCUGAAUUGCACAUUGAUAAUUGUCAUGAGAUAGACAUUAAAUUCACUUUGAGCCUUUUUUGUGAAUUAGUUCUGAUAAAACUAUGUUUCUCUGCUCAGAAUCGUCUUUGCAUGCAUGGUGAUGUCAGUAUUGGUUAUGAGAGUGACGAGCAGCGAUGGAGAAGUUGUCCCAAUGUCUAUCGCUCUUGUGUUGGGCUGGUGCUAUGUCAUGUAUUUUACAAGGGGAUUCCAGAUGCUUGGACCCUUUACAAUCAUGAUCCAGAAGGUAUGGAUCAGCAUCUAUUAGAGAUAAAUAUCCAAUAAUAAAAAUGUGUUUUGCUGAGCAAUCCUAAUUUUUCAUCACAAUUUAUUUUCUAGAUGAUCUUUGGCGAUCUCUUACGUUUUUGCUGGCUUAUGGCAGUGGUUAUACUUGGUUUUGGAGCAGGUGAGUGAAGAGUAUACUUUACUGUGUCUUGUUUAAACCAUUAUUACUCUUUAUUAUUACCACUAUUUAAUAUUGAAAAGUAUACGCCACUGGACUUAGGCCUGGCUUUUUGAGAGUUAUGUAUUGUUUUUUUCUUGUUUUGUUGUGUUUUCAAACCUGAUGUAAAAAGAAAAAAAGGAGAAUGUGUUAAACUGCUAAAUUAUAUACACACAGAGUUAUUUACUAAAGUGUGCUUUCUGUUUAUACAGAGAUUAUUUACAUAUCUUCUAAAAUGAACAGAGCUGUAUGUUCUCUUUAACCUGAAAGAAUUGUGGAUAUUGUAUGGGUCUUCUUGAUACCAGAAUUAUAGACCCAAAAUAUAAACCCAAAGUAAACUUACCAUGCCUGAUACGGUUGCAGUUUUCUAAUUCUCUGGCCUGGCUCAUGCUAUGCAAUUCAGUGAUUUCUUAUCCUUAUUACUAUUAAAAGCUCACAUUUUUAUUUUACAUAAAAGAGAAUCCUUCAUGUUUUCAGUGGGCAUUACGUUUGCUGUAACCUCGCCUGCAUACCUACAUCUACCGAACACAUACGAUAUGUCUUCUCUGUCACCAAAGCAUGGCAGAGUUACCCAGACUUGGGAUAACUGAGAGAAAGUGUACAAUGAGCACAUUUUUAACCACAUUUGUGGUGUAGUAAGAUUUAAAUUUAAUUUAAUUUUUAAGUCCGUACAUGAGUACUAAACCCACCCUCAGUGAAUGGAGAGUCCUGAUUGGCUGCCACCAGAGCUUCCUUUCUUGCUAGAAUUCAUGUGCACCAGAUUGAGGUUCCUGCUUUUUAAAUGGGGAUGUUGUCCAAUAUGCUAAUUACGCAAUGGAAAUAACCAUUUGCUAUCCCUUCCCUUCCAAACUGAUAUCAGGCCUGCUAAAUUCAGCAGGUCUGCAUAUCUCUAUUUGAUAAACAGCCAAUGUCCCUGUUUGCAGGAAUUGCUUUUAUCCCUAUUUAAGUCAAGCAGGAGAACCACCCAGAGGAGGAUUUCCAUGCUAGCAAACAUGUAGAGCACAGUUAGUGUUUUUAUUACUUAAUUCUCGAUGGAUCUAUACAUUUGCUUGCAAAUCUCAGAGCACAAUGUAUGGAUGAAGUUUGAUUCUAUGUCAUUUUAAGAUAAAGCUGUUUAUAUCAUAACGUGUUUAGGGUACCAUCAUUUAUCUUAAGUGAUCAGUGAGUUGGUGAAGUUGGUUGCUCAUUCCCAUCUUUUAUUUGUUCCCUAGCAUUCUUUGUGAUCUUCCAGAUGUCAGACUCCUCUGAGCUCGGCCAGUUCAUGACUUACCCCAUGUCCAUAUUCAGCACUUUUGAGCUCUUCCUCACACUCAUUGAUGGACCUGCCAACUAUGACGUGAACUUGCCGCUGAUGUUUAGCUUCAUGUAUUCUGCAUUUGCAAUCAUUGCAGCACUUCUAAUGCUCAACCUUCUCAUUGCUAUGAUGGGAGACACUCACUGGCGGGUUUCACACGAACAGGAUGAGCUGUGGAGGGCACAGGUAAGACAUUCCAGUCUAUUUCGUGUGCGUGCAAGGCAUGAGAGAAACAUCCUAACUAAAAAUCUAAAAACUCAUCUGUUGGUCAAUUUCCCACACUGAAGUCAAAUUUAUAAAAAAAUAUAUAUAUAUUUCACUGAUAUUAUACUCAUCAUUUUUCAGUGUGAAAAGUAUGAUGCAUGUCUCUUUUUUCUGUUUUACUUCUUUAAAGGGUUACUUGAAGCAUUAUGACCACUUCAGUGAUUUGAAGUGAUCGUGGUGCCUGGAGCCAUGCAGAGUUUAACCCCUCUGAUACCAGAGGUGUAACUCCACCUCUGGUAGCAUGAUUGGAGCAUCAUUAGUUAACUAGAAAUAAAAUUUGUGUUGUCUAAUGUCAAUUCUGUUUAAAUAUUUGUGCACAGAAUUGUAUUGAAUGGCUGAGAGUGGUCAGCUUAUGCUCUUAGCCAAUUAAUGGCAACUAGAUCAGCUUCCAUCUUCUACAGCAAUGAGAGAAUACAAGGAACCCGGCAACAAGUUAAACCAUUACCUUGCCUAUUACCAGGGGACUGGGCCAAGGUACUCCUGGCAUCAUAGUCACUACAGGGAAUUGUAUCUGGAAGGCAUUGAAUGUGCGCCAGUAGCCUAAUUAGCUGUCAGAUGGUGAAUAAAUUGAGUGUUUCUCCAUGGAUUUGCUGUACAUUUACAGACUUGGUUUUAUAAUAGAGGAAAAUGUUUUUACCCAUAUUUUUAUUUUACGCAGAAAUGCAAUAAGCAUGCUCCAGAAGACAUGAAAACAAGUCAUUCUUAUAGGAUGUUCACAUAUAUUGUACAUAUAUUGUAUUGUAAGAUUCCCUCUGAACAAACCCAGUAACAUUUCUAAAAUAAUUCCAUCCGCUAUAUUUGACUACUAACAGCCAAGCUGACAGCAGACAUAAUUAAAAUACAAAAAAAGUAACAAAAUAUUGAUUAUUACAUAAGGUUAAAAUUAUUAUAUAAUAUAAAUGUAAAAUAUAAUGUACAUUGUAACCCUCCAUUGAGUUAACCUUUCUCCUUCGAUGUUAGCUAUAAAUGGUACUAGUGACUGAUUUCUGCAAUAUUGUAUCUGGUAAUAGAAUUUUUCCACUCUCUGUGUGCAACAAAUGUUCUUAAUUCUAUUUACCUGCAUUUUGAGGCUGAUGGUGACCAGUUCUGUUGCAUCAAAUAAUAAAUUUGCAAAUGUCAUCAUUCAGUUCCAGAUGUUAUGUGUUUGCUUACACUAUAUUCACUCUAAUUCAGAGGUGGCACAUUACCCCCGCUCCCUAGUAAACAUUAUUAGUACCCCCAUCCCAGUUUUCACUGCCAUAUCUUAUGUGCCCCACCAUCACCAAUAUGGUGUUCUGAGUGUUGCCACUGCAAUGUGCAUUGCCUUGGAAUGAGAUGCAGGCUUUUGCUGGGAUUAUCCUGAUUUAAUUUUUCGGUUUUCAUGGUGGUAAAACGUAAAUGUUUUUGUGAUGUCUUAUUAAUGUUGAUGGAGUAUUCUCAUUUCAUCAUAUAUCAUACUAUAACUAGAACACAAGUGUAAUUUUUGUCUUUAAGACUUCCAUAAGAUUUUCAUCUCUAGCAUUUGACACAGUUUAUUCUGUUGACACUUUGAUCAAAAUUCUCAAAUCUUAUGAAUUUAAUUUUUUUUCUUCUUCAAAGAUUGUAGCCACAACUAUAAUGCUAGAAAGAAAAAUGCCCAAAACUCUUUGGCCACGUUUAGGAGUUUGUGGAAAAGAAUAUGGGCUAGGAGACCGCUGGUUUCUACGGUAAGUGCACAGUCUACUUGUCAAGUUUAUCUUCUCUGAUGUUCUCCCAGUAACUUAAAUGGUACUUUGAAAUACUUCUCAUUACAAUGAAAAUAGGUUAGCAUCUUAAUUUGGAGAUUCCUAUAUGUUAUUCAUGUAUAAAUAUUAGUUCUAAGGAGGCUCUGAACUCUGAUUCUACAUAAACAUUUAACAAGCACUGAGUCAGUGACACCCAAUUUCCUUUUGCUCCAGGGAUAAAACAGCAAUACUCUACAGAGGCUUGGUUGGAAAAAAAUUGUAAAGCUAUUUUUAAAACCUUACAUAAAAAAAAAAAAUCGAUGCCAGCACCAACUGAGUGCUCUGUUUUACUUUUUUAACUUUAAAGAUAAUUUCAUAAAGAUCAACCCUGGUAGGAUUGAUCUACUCAACAAAUGUGUUAAUAUUUUUUACCAUUUCUCUUGGCAGAGUUGAAGAACGCAAGGACUUGGACAAGCGAAAGAUUAAAAAAUAUGUAAAUGCAUUCCAAACCUCAGAUGAUGAUUGUGGAGAUGGACAGUCAAUGAAGUCUGAAUAUACUGAAGACAGACCUCAUCAUCCCCACACUGAGAAGCCACCAUCAAAUAUAACACCUCCUUCCAUCAGAAGAGUAUCCAGAAGCCGAUCGAAUAGUGGGUGGAACAUACUUCGCAAAGUCUCCAUUAACCAACUUCAGGGGAAAAUCAAUUAUGCUCUAGAUAUUGAUGAAAAAGUAUAUGAUGUGUGA